CAACAGUGGAUUCUCCACAGCGUGUUACAGGUGACAAAGGGACCUACUAGAGGUGGAUAAAAUAUCUAAAAGGACGUAAAAAGGUAUAAAAUAUAGAGAAGAAUAGCUGUGAUGGCUGCGUGUGUAAACCGUGCCUGUUCCCUGGUGACUGUCAUUACUGUGCUGCUACAUGGGGCCCAGGCAGGAGUGGUCGAGGACUUCAACCAUGCGGAACGCUGCAAGGGGUCUCUGUACAUGGGGACCCCACCUCGAGGAUACCUCAGCAACUCCUUUAAGAAGAUCUGCCAGCGCUACGGGGAUAAACCACGCUACGUCACCCUGUACGACCCCCGCAAGCACAUCCCCAUCUACUCUGCUUAUACCUUCAAGAAGUCAGACGGGGAGAAGAAGGUGGACUUCCCUUGGAUGUUUGAACCCCAGUUGGCCUCAGAAAAAAGCAGCAGUAACAUGGAGCCCUUCCCUCAUUCUAACAUGCACAUGAACUUUGAGGACACCCAGGCAGUCCUGGAGGACUACGCUGAUGUUGUUCAGUACGAACGUAGCCAGCUGAACCCUGACGAGCAUCAGGCCGACCCACUGGACAAAGCCUCCACGUAUAGUUUGACCAAUGUGGUUCCCCAGAUAAGAGAGUUCAGCAUGGGGCCCUGGGCGGAACACCAGGACAUCAUCCGCAAGCGGCUCAACAACUACUGCCGAGGCAAAGCCUUUGUGGUGACCGGGGUGACCACCUCCGGGCAGACCAUCCGUCGCAGCAACCUGGACCGGGUGGCUGUGCCGGAGUACAUGUGGUCAGCCUACUGCUGCACAGAGUUUGACCAAAACGCACCAUACUUUGUUCGCUACAAGUUCCCCGUGUUCGGAGCGUAUGGGCUCAACGACCGAGUCAACAACAACAUGGUGGAAGUUCCGCUAAAGAAUCUGGAGAAGUUCCUUAAGGGGAGGAUGGAUGUGGAUAAGAAUUUCCAGAUUUUCUAUAAUGACUGUGUGCCAGAUAUUUAAAAAGGUGUCAUUUGUCAGAAUGGGAGUUUAUAGGGUCCAGUAAACUAAAAUAAGAUACGAAAAUAUUUAGUUAUAUGCAAUAAAAUGUUGUUUGGAUUGUAAAAUUAAAAAUAUAUAUAGAAAAUUUAAAUAAAAUGCAAAA
Betta splendens (Siamese fighting fish) is the source of this 1141-nucleotide messenger RNA. Its product is annotated as endonuclease domain-containing 1 protein. Gene Ontology annotation, molecular function: hydrolase activity; metal ion binding; nucleic acid binding. Lineage: Eukaryota; Metazoa; Chordata; Actinopteri; Anabantiformes; Osphronemidae. Bases 112 to 999 code for a protein of 295 amino acids. The record is from RefSeq and is a predicted model, not a curated record. The transcript has 2 exons.